AUGACGGAGAGCGGCGGGGCUCUGGAGCGCCUGAGGAGGUGUUGCUUCUCCUGCCCUUCACCACACUGUCAGCUCUGGUCUACGUCUUGCCGUGCUCGAGACAAAGCCAUGACGGCCUUCAAGGGUAUCUGGACUCAGGAGUUCUGGCGCUGCGUGGGGGCUGAGUUCUUUGCCAUGCUGCUCUUCGUCCUGCUGAGCCUCGGCUCAACCAUCAACUGGGGGGCCAUUGAGGAGGAUCCCCGUCCGCCUGACCUGCUGCUCAUCUCACUCUGCUUUGGCCUGAGCAUCGCCACCAUGGUGCAGUGCUUCGGCCACAUCAGUGGUGCUCAUAUCAACCCGGCAGUCACAGCGGCCAUGGUGGUGACCAGGAAGCUCAGUCUGGCUAAAGCGGUCUUCUACCUGCUGGCCCAAUGUGCAGGAGCCAUAGCGGGGGCCGCCAUUCUGUUCGGGGUCACCCCAGCCUCUGUUAGGGGUGGCAUCGGGGUCACCAUGGUAAAUUCAAACAUCUCAGUGGGAAACGCUCUGGUUGUCGAGCUCUUCAUCACCUUUCAGCUGGUCUUCACUGUAUUUGCUACCUGUGACCACAAACGCACUGACCUGAAGGGUUCAUCUGCUUUGGCUAUUGGCCUGUCUGUGUGUGCUGGUCACCUGUUUGCUAUUCCCUACACUGGAGCCAGUAUGAACCCUGCCCGAUCCUUUGGCCCAGCCAUGGUCACAUGGAGCUGGGAAAACCACUGGGUGUACUGGGUGGGUCCAUUGCUGGGUGGGGCUCUGGCUGCAGCCCUCUAUGAAUACCUGUUCUGUCCAGACUCAGAGAUGAAGAAACGUUACUCUGAGGCCUUCAUCAAGACACCAUUCACUUCUGCUAAACACCGACAGGACUCAGUGACAGCCCAGGAGCCUCUCUUCACUGUCAUGGAUGUGGAGAGAGCUGAGAGGAAGGACAGAGAGAGGGAGGUAUCGGAGGAGGUGUUGUCAUCUGUAUGA
Molecule: messenger RNA, 987 nt
Organism: Chelmon rostratus (copperband butterflyfish)
Lineage: Eukaryota; Metazoa; Chordata; Actinopteri; Chaetodontiformes; Chaetodontidae
Product: aquaporin-4-like
Exons: 5
Coding region: 1-987 (328 amino acids)
Biological process (GO): transmembrane transport
Cellular component (GO): plasma membrane; basolateral plasma membrane
Molecular function (GO): water channel activity
Source: RefSeq, a predicted model, not a curated record